Molecule: messenger RNA, 2476 nt
Organism: Rhipicephalus sanguineus (brown dog tick)
Lineage: Eukaryota; Metazoa; Arthropoda; Arachnida; Ixodida; Ixodidae
Gene: Nab2
Product: zinc finger CCCH domain-containing protein 14
Exons: 21
Coding region: 148-2208 (686 amino acids)
Biological process (GO): regulation of mRNA stability
Cellular component (GO): cytoplasm; nucleus
Molecular function (GO): metal ion binding; poly(A) binding
Source: RefSeq, a predicted model, not a curated record
UGGCAACAGCGCUCGUUUUGCGCUGCGUGAGAAGUCCCUUGCUCACUAUUGUACUUGCUCGGUCGAGGAAUCCGGUUGAACUUAACUUUGUGAUGCUACUACGUUCCUCGUUGAAAACGCACCAAGAAAGCUAACUGACACACUGCCAUGGACGGAAACGAAGUGACGCAAAAAAUCCGAGCUGCCAUCAAGACAAAGCUGAUGGAGCUUGGUGCCUAUGUAGAUGACGAGCUGCCCGACUACAUCAUGGUCAUGAUUGCCAACAAGAAGACGAAGGAGCAGAUGACGCAGGACCUGUCGCUCUUCCUUGGUGACAGCACACUCAACUUUACAACAUGGUUGCAGGGAGUGCUGGACCACCUCCAGGCCAUUGCCACGGAAGCCAAGCAGCGUGGCAAGGAGCUGCCGCCACACGUAUCACCCGGUGAGCCCGUGCGGCCAGUGCUGCCACCACACCUCGACAUUGCCAGGCAACAGGAGGUGCUGGAGCCACCACCUAUCGCACCCGCAAUAGCAGUGGCCCCUUCGUUAAUGGAGGAACCGUCGUUGCCAGAGUACAGCGACGAAGUCCUUGCCUUGAAAGCCGACCCUGAGCCAGAUGAUGAUCUGGCGGACGACUUGCGUGCCAUGGUGGAGCAGCCGCUGACAACGCAGCAGCCGAGGAUGACCAGCAGUGGUGCAAGCAGCAGUGUCUCUCUGGUGCGACCCAUUCCAAGGGCGUCUGCACCCGAAGAAACGUUGACAUCCAAGGAACGGCCAACCAAGAAGUCGGUGGUGGCAGCAGCCGCCGUCGUACGCCGGAAACCACACUUUCUGAGCGAGGCCGAGGAUGACGACGAAGAGUACGACCCGAGCAACCCGUCGGUGGGCUCCAUCGCCAGCGUGGUCAAAGUUUCUGAGAGGAGAUCAAGCGUGCCAGAGAGCAUGCAGGCCAACAAGCUUCUCCUGCUCAAGGCCAUGAAGGCUGCCCACCAGUCGGUCUCCAGCAGUGCUCGCCGAAACCCCUCAGCCCGGGUGGAACCAUAUCAGCCCACACCUCUUCGUGAGCUGGGCUCAAAGCGGCGGAGACCUGCCAGUCGACUAGGCUCUUCGAGAACUGGUGACUUUGAUGACGAGAACUCCAUGCCACCAGCCAAACGACCCAGUGGGCUGUCAAUCAAGGAAAGGCUUGGACGCAGGCGGGCGUCUUCAGAGGAGCCUGUGGUCCCCUUAGAACGAGCACCUGGCCGAACGAGGGCAUCACGGAUCGUCGGUGCCAUUGCCCCCGAAGUUCGGCCAGACACCAGAGCAGCGGAGAAAAGUGCGGUGGCUGCACCCGCAGCUGACGCAGUGGUCACCAGGGACAUUGUCAGCUUGGAGCAGGACGAUGCAGACCUGCUGGAACUCGAUGUUGCCAACGAGGAUGUGCACUCAGUGGUCAAGGACACCACGCCCACGUCCACACCCAACCGGCUGAGCGGGGUCGAUGAUUCGGCAACUGGUCAGCCAGGCAGCUUGGGCAGCUCGCCGUCUUCAUCCCAGUGGCCACGCUUCGUGGUCACCCUCGAUGGAGUGGACCCGACGAGCUUCAAAAGCAACAACAGCCAUCGUGAGGUGCUGACUACGGGUCACGACCUGGAGGAACUGCCCGAAGAAGAGGACGAAGAGCAGCUCGUGUCACCUCGGAGGCCGCCGGUCAAGAGCCGCCUCAUGAUGGCUCCAGUCCCCAAUGCUGAACUGAUGGAGGAUGCCCCUAUGGUGGAAGAAGAGGAAGCCAUGGCAGUGGAUGAUGGGGCCUCACACAUCCUGGAGAAGUGUCGUUACUGGCCGGCCUGCAAGAAUGGCGACCAUUGCCCCUACCACCACCCCAGUGUGCCCUGCAAGGCGUUCCCCAACUGCAAGUACCGGGACAAGUGCCUCUUCAUCCACCCCAACUGCAAGUACGACGCCUUCUGCAAGCGCAAGGACUGCCUAUUCACUCACGCCAGCCGGCGGACAUUUGCCUGCCCGCCACCUGUGGUGUCCUCCCCGUCGGUGCAGCAGUGCAAGUUCUACCCACACUGCACCAACCUCAAGUGUCCCUUCUUUCAUCCAAAGCCAUGCAAGUUUGGUGCGGCAUGCCAGUCAUCGUCGUGUCCAUACAGUCACCCAGAGGGGGGCGUGCCGCCCCCCAACAAAUUGAAGUGGACCUCAGCCACUGCCAAGAAAGCCGGGGAGACAGCUGCCUGAAGCACGAGUCGCUGUGACCGGCGGCACCCUCAAGUGCUGCACCCAGGAAUUGCCAGUCGGCUCGCCAACGUAGCCACUCACAACUGAGCGCCAUCUUCAUCUGCAUCGACGUAGUUAGCGCGAUGUCUGCACGGAUGUUCUUUAGUUCCAUAGUUGUUCUUACUGCCGCGCCUGCAUAAAUGUUCUUUUUGCCACGAAAUUUGUAAAUAAAACACUGAAAAAAAAAGGAAAACAUGCAUACAACAAAAAAAAUAGGUUUUGAACACUU